Messenger RNA from Lolium perenne, 1516 nucleotides. RefSeq lists its product as uncharacterized. Lineage: Eukaryota; Viridiplantae; Streptophyta; Magnoliopsida; Poales; Poaceae. Gene Ontology annotation, molecular function: protein binding. The record is from RefSeq and is a predicted model, not a curated record.
AUGUAUGCGCAGCACCAUGACGGCGUGGAGGAAGCACCUGCGACUGCAGCUCUGGGUCUGGGCGCGGCGGAGAACGCGCAGGAACUUGUGCACUCGUCAGAGAUACGGGAGGAGAUGAGGCGCCCGGCUCCACCAUCACGGUCGUUUCUCGUUCAGAUCAACGGGGAGGAGAAUCAACUCGGAGAUUUCGAUCACACUGAUGAAAACGUUGAUUGGAUCGAUCUUCCACUUGAUAUGUUCCGUAUCAUUCUUGGUCGUCUUGGUGCCUUCGACAUCCUCAGCUUCCCUUUGGUCUGUAGACCUUGGGCAGAGGUGUACACUGAGAACCGUCGCCUCCAACCUGGUGCUCCUACCCUACUGACUUCUCCCUCCGAGGGAGGCUAUGAGAUCCCGGAUGAUUGGAAGCGAGGUUUGUUUUUUAUCAAUAAUAUCUUGUCAAGGGAGUUCUUCUCGGUUGAGGUGGAGGGUCUGAGAUAUGAGAGAUGGAUAGGCGGCAAAGAUGAAUGGAUAGUGACCAUUGGUCAAGAAGGCAACUUCUUCAAGCUUCUGAAUCCUAUCACAGGAUAUUCCAUCACUUUGCCUGACAAUUUGCAAGGGUACCCUUCAUUUGACCACGUACAACUCUGUCGUGCUCCCACUCAAGCUGAACCUGAUGAUUAUUUUGCCAUUGCCAUAUCAGCCAGAAUACUUGCUUAUACUAUGGCCGGAAAUGAUCACUGGAUUACAUUGGAGAAUCCUGAUGAGCCCUGGCUGAAUUAUUCUGAUGCUAUAAUGUAUGGAGAUAAAAUUAUCGCCAUCUGUAGGAGCGGAAACUUGUGGUCAUGGGGUUUGGAUGAAGGAGGGGAAAACCCUAAGCUACUGCUAAGGUCAUGUGUUGACAUUCUAGGGUGGAAGGAAUUUGAUUUUUUUCUAGCACCAUCUGUCAACGGCAAUAUUCUUAUUGUCAGCCCGCAUGGCGACUAUGCUCCUCUUAGAUGGGUAAGUAGACGAUCAUUUGAUAGCAGCCAUUUGAACUUCCCGGUGGAUGGGGCUGUGAUUCACGAGGUGGACAUGGAUACCCAAAGCAUAGAAGAAAUCCGUGAUAUUGGUGACCGGGCCUUAUUUGUAGGGUCAAACUAUCCAUUCUAUGUUCCCGUGUCAUUGCCCUCUGGAGAUUUAAAGAGAAAUCAUGUAUACAUUGCUGAUGUGUCCGAUGAUGAUGCUAUUGCCAUAGAUCUGAGUCUGGAGGAUCUUGCCGACAAUGUUUCCUUCAUCAACUACUCCGGGCAAGAACAUAACUAUCAGGUGCCGAUGUGGUUCCGACCAGCUUUCCCUUGAAUAUUGGGUAGCUCGCUGUUUUUCAGCAUCUGAAGCCGAUUAAGUUCUACAGUCCGCAACACUGCAUGCACAUAUCCCGCUACGGAUUGUAGUUUGUUUCUAGUGUGGUACAUGUGAUCUAUCUUGCAAUAGAUGGUACUAUGCAACAUACAAUAAUGUACGAUUGUGAGGAUUUGUGCUAAUGCUAUCUUUACCUUGU